Molecule: messenger RNA, 2631 nt
Organism: Dioscorea cayenensis subsp. rotundata (Guinea yam)
Lineage: Eukaryota; Viridiplantae; Streptophyta; Magnoliopsida; Dioscoreales; Dioscoreaceae
Product: pollen receptor-like kinase 4
Exons: 2
Coding region: 216-2216 (666 amino acids)
Biological process (GO): protein phosphorylation
Molecular function (GO): ATP binding; protein binding; protein kinase activity
Source: RefSeq, a predicted model, not a curated record
AUAUAACCAUCAAAAUAAAUAAGUCUUUUAUAAGAUCUUGUGAGCGGAUAUGGACUAAUAAGUCUUUUUACCUGUGCAGACAACAAAUAUGACUUUUUUAAAAGCAUAUUAUUAGCAAGCGCCCUCUUUUAUAAGGGCGGGCAUGGAAGCAAUUUUCUCUUGAGAGUACUAAAUAAACACCAUCUCCUAUACCACACCAUCUCAACCCACAAACCAUGAACUCAACUCCACUCCUCCAGCUCCGCCCAACCACCUUCUUGUUCUUCUUCUUCAUAACUUUAUCUGUCCAAUUAUCAAGCUCAGCAGACACUAACAUUCUCCUCAGCUUUAAAAACACAAUCACGGACAACAACAGAGCUCUGCAAAACUGGGUAACAGGGUCCAACCCUUGCACUGGCAACAAAACAAACUGGACCGGAAUAAUAUGUGGUGAGGACAACACCAUCCUUGGCUUAAAGUUUGAAAACAUGAAUCUUUCCGGCAGCCUGAGCCUGGAGAACCUCUCAAGCUUGCCCCGCCUCCGAACAUUAAGCUUCAAGAACAAUAAUUUUAAUGGCGAGAUGCCGAGCAUUCGUCGUCUCAGAGGACUCCGGUCAAUAUACUUAUCAAUGAACAAGUUCUCCGGUGAACUUCCAAAGAAUGCUUUUGAAGGGAUGGGAGGGUUGAGAAGGGUGCACCUAUGGAUGAACCAGUUCAAUGGGUCAAUUCCAGAGUCUCUAACUAGUUUGCAGAGGCUGGUGGAACUGAGAUUGGAUGAUAACCAGUUUGAUGGUGGCUUGCCGGAGCUUCGGCAGCCAGGGUUGGUGCUGGUGAAUGUAUCUAAUAACAACCUCAGUGGAGAGAUUCCUAGUUCUCUCAGCAGUUUUGAUCCUAGUUUAUUCACAGUAUGUUCAGGUAACAAGGAUCUAUGUGGAGCACCCUUAACGGUGCAAUGCACAAAGGAGAAGGUAUCAAAGAAACUAUCAGCACCACUAGUCCUUUCACUUGCGGUUGUUGUCAUUGCUGUUGUUUUAGCAAUUGCCAGUGUGAACAUCGCCACCCAGCACCACCGGAAAGACAAGAAAGAGAAAUUAAUUGUGGCUAGAGAAAUUCCAUCACCAGCAAAGCAGGAGGAUUCUUCUCAGAGCAUUAACUUUUCAUAUGCCAAUAACAGUGAUGAGUAUGAAGAAAGGAAUUUAGCACAAGAGCAAGGGAAACUAAUGUUUGUGAGGGAGGAAAGGGAGAGGUUUGAGAUUGAGGAUUUGCUCAAAGCUUCAGCACAGGUUUUAGGGAGGGGAGGCUUAUACUCAUUAGGUUCAUCCUACAAAGCCAUAAUUACGAAUGGGCCAUGCAUGGUAGUCAAGAGGUUCAGGAACAUGAACCAAGUUCACAAAGAUGAAUUCUAUGAACACAUGAACAACUUGGGAAAGUUGUCUCACCCUAACCUUCUACCAUAUAUAGCCUACUAUUACAGGAAAAAAGAGAAGUUAUUCAUAACUCACUACAUCCCUAAUGGAAGCCUGGCCAAACUCCUUCAUAACAACAACACAAUGCUGAACUGGAGCACAAGAUUAAAGAUAGUGAAAGGAGUGACAUGGGCAUUGGCUUACCUCCAUGAAACUCAACAUAUGAAGAAGGUAACCAUUCCACACGGGCACCUGAAGUCUUCAAAUGUGCUUCUUGAUGAAUCCUUUGAGCCACUCCUCACUGACUACGGGCUUGAGCCUGUGAUCAGCCAGACACAAGAAUUGCAGGGAAUGGUGGUUUACAAGUCCCCGGAGUUUCUGCAGUAUGGGAGGGCAAACAAGAACAGUGAUGUUUGGAGCCUGGGGAUACUGAUACUUGAAUUGCUAACAGGUAAGUCACCUGGAAAUUAUGAAAGAAGAGGGAAAGGAGAGGAUACUAAUCUUGUGAGCUGGGUUAAGUCAGUAGUAAGUGAAGAGUGGACAGGAGAAGUGUUUGAUGGGAAGAUGAUGAGGACUAGGAACAGUGAAGGGGAUAUGUUGAAAUUAUUGCAAAUUGGAUUAGGGUGCUGCGAAUGCAAUCUGGAGAAGAGAUGGGAUCUAAAGAGAGCAGUGACAGAUAUAAUGGGGUUGAAGAAUAAAGAUAACAAUGAAGAUGACAGCUCAUUUUUUCUCAGUGAUGCAGGAGGAGAGGGGUAUUACUAUUCUUCUACAGCAAUGACUGAUGAUGACUUCUCUUUCACUCCUAAUAACCUGGGACCUGGCUAUCAUUAACCCAUCUAUGGAUUUAUCUAUGAGUAUGACAGAAUUCUAGGUUUUGUUGUGUUUGUGAGCAUGAUAAUAAUGUCAAAUGAAGCAUCUGUAUGUUCUAAGAAUUGCUUAUCCUUCUAUUGAGUGUCUUGGAAUGCUUGUAGUUUGGCCAAAAACUAGUUUAGUUUCUCAAAUUCCAGUUUUCAAUCUUAAUACAGUCCAUGACAAACAGGGGAUGCAAAAGUGUAUUUUCCCAAUCAUUCAAUACAAUCUAAACAACAAUGUAUUUUUACCUUACUACCAGAGUUAGAUCUCAUAGAAUAAAUUAGUAUAACAAAGUAUUUUGAGCAUAAAGGCAUCAACUCUAUAGGAAAAACUGGAGAAAAAGUACCUAGAUAGAAUCCUCAUCACUAAGAAGCAUACUAUCCAUUUCUCAAAG